GGGACGGGGAUCAGGUCUGAGCUGACUUCUGAUCUCUGAAUCUGCUCCUUUGAGAAGUUGAGCAGCUUUUUCAUGCAAAUAUUGACCAAUCAGGUGCCUUCAUUAGGGCCCAAAGUGAACCCAGGUGUGUUUGUGUUCAUCAUCAAGAGAGGAAUAAAGCACAUCAGGAAACUCUCUGGGUGGUUUGAGACCGGUCCAGAGCAGCAGACUCUAAAAAGGUCCCACCCGGAGAGGAGGCGCAGAGAGCCCGAUCCAUGAGCGCACAACUCCACGGAGCACCAGGGGAGCAAAGUGUUCCAGAGGAGGAGGAGGUGGAGGAGGUGGAGGAGGAGGAAAGGGAGGAGGAGGAGGAGGAAGAAGAAGAAGCUAGUUUGGGGUUUGUUUUUACAUCCAGCGGUGAAGAGGAUGAAGAUGAUGAGGAGCGACAGGAGCGCGUCAGUGAAGUCGGGGAGGAGAAGGUGCGCACCGGGCUCCUCACUCCGAGUCCUCCCUGGAGUUUCAGGAACAGGAACAGGAAUCUGUGAGAACAACAGUCAGACUUUAUCAGCUGACAAUAAAAACAGUUCAUCCUCCUCUCAGGAUGACAGAGAGAUGCUCCUCUGAGAGUUCAGCCACACACAAGGAGCUGUUUCACUGCUAUCUGUUGUACUACAGCGCCCUCUAGAGGUUAAAUCAAUCACUGCCCUGCAUCCACUGCCACCAGGAAAACCUCCCCUUUAUUAAAGCUGCUGUUAAUGAUGAAAUGAUUAAUGUCAGAGGAUCUGUAAGUGAACACUUCUUAUUGUUUGUGUUUGAACAAGAAUAAUAUCAUCUCUUUAACCAAAAAUAUAAUAACAUGUUUAAAACAGCUCAUUUUAA
This is a messenger RNA of Notolabrus celidotus (New Zealand spotty), 858 nucleotides long. RefSeq names its product histone H3.v1-like. The record is from RefSeq and is a predicted model, not a curated record. Lineage: Eukaryota; Metazoa; Chordata; Actinopteri; Labriformes; Labridae. The transcript is spliced from 3 exons. Bases 255 to 524 code for a protein of 89 amino acids.